Messenger RNA from Lytechinus pictus (painted urchin), 9052 nucleotides. RefSeq lists its product as uncharacterized. Gene Ontology annotation, molecular function: chromatin binding. Gene Ontology annotation, biological process: DNA replication; regulation of DNA-templated DNA replication initiation; mitotic G2 DNA damage checkpoint signaling. The record is from RefSeq and is a predicted model, not a curated record. The coding region runs from base 132 to 6410 and encodes 2092 amino acids. Gene Ontology annotation, cellular component: nucleus. The transcript is spliced from 19 exons. NCBI's taxonomy places the organism in Eukaryota, Metazoa, Echinodermata, Echinoidea, Temnopleuroida, Toxopneustidae.
GAACAUAGACUAAUCAUUUAAAGCGUGACUAAAUUUAAAAAUGGCUGCCAACGGAAGAAAACAUUGAAAAGUCUCACCAAAUCAGGGAAAUAUUAUAUGAGAUACCAAAUCAAUUAGACGAGUCAACAAGAAUGGGAACUCAAGGUACAACUAAAGUUGUAUUUUUAAUUGACAGAAAUUGUGGAUCCCAGGAUGAGAAUGCAUUUGCGGUGAUCAAGUUGGCAGUGUUGAAAUUACUGACACAUUUUUCGUGCAGAGAUGGCACCGUCAACGAAAAACGGCGAUGGGGAUAUCGCAUUUUUGAUUCAACUAAAGAGUGUCAAAUGUAUAAGAAAAGAGCGAUUUGGUUGCAGUACAAGUAUAAGCAUUUCCAAGGUUUUGAGGAGCACCUUGAUGAGAAUAUUCCACCUCAAAGGGUCAAAACAAGAAGCAAAACAACGCAACAUCGUUACGAUAAUAACGGUAGCUGCAGCGAGAAUGGGAGUAGUGGUCCCCGGAGGUUAACCCCAGCAAGCGAGCAAGCUUCCGAUGGCGAUCAAUCGCCAGCUGUACUAGUACGUGCAACCUCCGGUUUUGGCAACAUUGCCGACGAAGGAGGCGAGGACACAAGUUCGGCUUACGCUCUUCGAUUUGCAUUGCAAGAUGUAAUGCAUGACUUCCAGUGGGAAGAACCAGACAUGUGUUCUCCAAUGAAAUCAUCUCGAGCUCGCUCACGACAUCGAAGAAAAAAGAGAGAGAACCCACGACAUUCUGCUUCUCGCAUACAAACCAGUGCAAUGAUAAGUGAUGGCCGACAGAAGCACAGGAGGAAAGAGAAAAUGAUUUUCCUUGCUAUGCGGUGUCCACCUUCUAUGAAAAUUCUUGAAGAAUUUGUUGGAGAUGCUACAAAGCUAAACUCUGCUUUUUCUCUGCGUGAUACGAUUGUUACAAAAGAGUUUAUUGCAGACUUUUGUGGAGAGCAAAAUGGAAGCAUUUUCUGGCUCAACACCAACAUGACACCACCAGGAAAACCCACACUUGAGCUUCUGAACGGGAUGCUGAGUCACAUGGGAGGUCAGGUGAUAUCUCUUGGUUGGCUGAUGAGCAAUGGAAGUCAUUUGACAUCCUGUCUUCAUUCGCUGCAAGCUACACAACAGGCCUUAGAGGAGAAAGCAGCAAGCAAGGCUGGAAAGUCUGAGGGAGAUCAAGAAAAGGGAGAAAAUGACCACCCAGAAAAAAAGAUUCCUGUUCCCAGAAAUUUGCUUCCUCUGUCCAUCAUCAUUGAUCACUUCCUGAGGUCAAAUGUUGUGUCACAGCCUGGGAUUGGAGACAUUAACCAUAAAGAGACAUUCCAAGCCGUUUUAUGCUCUAAGACAGGAGACGCCACUUCCAAACACUGCGUGCUCAGGAUGAUGCCAAUGUUCACAUCAAAAAGUGAUUGUGCUCCUGAAAAAUCGUUAAACCCUGGCUCUUCUGAGACGUUUGUCAUUCACAGCACAGAGGAGAUUAGGACAACAAAGAGAAAGAUGACCAGGAACCAAUCAAACAACUCCAUUGAGCAGGCUUCCACCAAUCAGAGAAGGGCAUUCAGUCUUGAGACUGGUGAACAGACCGCUUCUCAGGCACCAUCCAAUAAUGCAACUGGAGAACAGUCACCUGAGGCUCGCACUGUUAUCAUCAGAACAAAGAUCGAUCAAAGGCAGUUUGAUUUUGGUGCAUUUGAUUCCUCCAGCACAUAUUCCUGUAUAGGGUACGAUUUAAUGAAGAGGAAUAGUGAUGAUGAUGAUGGUACCAGCAAAGUUAGGAAUGAUGGUCGGCAGUCCAAGUGGUUCCAGGAAGCAAUGAUGAACUUGAGUCAUCAAAGGAUGUCUCUGAUUAUUGAACUAUCUUCAUCCAGUUCUUCAUUGACCACUCUUGGUAUCUUGGAGCCUUUGACCCCCGCCAUGGCUUCAAUCCAUCUUCUCCACCCCAAGUCCAUCAUGCCACUGGCCACCACACUUGCCUUUCAGUCCAUCCCUGUAUCAACGGGAAAGGGACCUGCAAUUACAUCAAAGGUUAAGCGCAUCGUAGAAAAGUCAGCAGAAGCAAUUAUGGGCUGUGGGAGGGCUGAUUUGCAUUCGAGCAAGAAGGUGACAGAGAAUGAGGAGACAUCCACUGCAACCGAAACCGACACCAGGAUACCCGAUGAAUUGAGUCGCAUUGACAGAGGUCACCAUGAACCAUUCCAUGCCAGCUGGCUUGAACCUUGGCAUAUCUCUGCUCCAUCGAGAAACACAUGCGAUCAAGUUGUUGAGCAACUCUUGAGUUUUCCAGAUGACAAACGUUCCCCAGGACUCCGUAAGAGACAGUUAGUCGCUGUUUAUGAAGCAUUUUUCAAGCAACUUGACUACACCAUGAAGGGAACGACUGAAUUCACCAGUCCACUUUCCAAGCCAGUACCUGAUGAACAGUCCAAAAAUACAAAAGAUCCAGCCGCAGUGAGACAGAGUCCACGACUGAAGCGUAUGAAGAGCACGCCAAGCUAUGUUGGUGCCAGGACUGCUAACAUCAUGGCUAACAGUCGUAAACUCCAGGCUAGCAAACCCAAGGUUGUUGUCAAAGACAAGAAGAGCACCAUACUCACCAAGAAAAAGAGUGACCCUAUUCCAGUCAAACUACCAGAUGUUUCAUCAGUUGAAGACUUGACCAAGCAUUUGAAACAGAGCUACCAGGAUGUAUUAACUCAGAAUUCUUGCCCACUGCGGUUCACCCAGUCUACUGUGGCCAUUGUCCUUCACUUCUACAAGACAUCUCAGCAAACAAACCAAGAAAACAGCAUUUCUAACAUGAGGACCCUUAUCACAGACACCCUUCUCCUCACCAACAAGGAACUCAGAGAACGCUAUGCCCAAUGUAGCAACGACUCUGGUGACCAAGAGAUCAGGUUUCACGAGGCCGAGAUGCAGAUAUUGCUGCGGCUGGAGAUGGAGUCGGUAGAACCCUCGGACAUCGCAGCCUUGAAAGAUAGGGAAAAGAAGGAGAAGGAAGAGAAAGAUGAAGAUGAUGAAGAUGAUGAUGGAAUAGAGUUACCAGAGGCUCUACAAGACUCUGUGGAUGAGGUUGUUCAUCUGCUUGAGACAGUACCAAUCUUGGCCUCUGCAGACAAGCUUACUGCUCUGUUGACUGAUGUUGUUCUUGCUAAUUAUGCAGAGACCAUUCCCUACAUGGUGCGUGCCAUCUACGAGGGUCUGGUGAAACCAGUGCCUUCGGUGCUGUUUUCUCCGAGUAGCGAUACAACAGGUGUACCCUCUCACAAGCAGCCUGCAUCCUAUAGGUCCGUCAGCUCCGGUGGCUCUCUCAAUACCCUGGGAUCAAACUCAAACAGGUCAAGAGCUCUCGUACGCCAUCCCAGCAUUGCGGAUGCGGCACCCAAACGCAUCAUUGGAGUUCCUGCAAGACGAAUGCAAAAUGAAAAGAAAAAGGUUGACGCUGCUGAGAAAAAGAAAAAGGAGCAAGACAACACGGCUAAGACGGUGAAAAGAAAUCUCUUCAAUGAUGAUAGUCCAGAUGUCAGUAAGCUCACUAGAAGAAACUCAGUGGCAGUCAUGCAGACUCACACAGCAAGGAGAAGCCCCCGGAAAUCAGUGCGUAGCAGUCAGAUUGUACUUAAGACCAAGGUUGUCAAGGAAACACCUGGCAAGAAACAAGUCCUGAAGGCGAUGCUUAACAAACUUGACAGAGCAAGGAGGAGGAGUAAUAGUAAAGAGAGGGGAGCACCUGAUCCAGGUAACAUGUUGGUCAUUGAAGAAUCUCCAGAGAAACCUGUCAGCUCUAUCAAGCCAGAUGUCAGACGUAGCCCUCGUGUUCACAGCUUGAAACGUAGACCUUCCUUCUACAAGAAGCAAGAGAUGCAUCGGGCCAAGCUCCUUGGUGCCAGGAUAGCUGGGACAAGCCCACCUGCAGUAGCCCUCAAAGAACCACCUCUGUCAGAGAAAAAGACAGAACACACAAAGAUCAAGUUAUCCCCAGCCACUUUCCUUCUAAGUGCCAUUACAAGUCCAAUCUCUAAAGCUCCAGAUGUGAAAAAUUCACCAGCAAGGGUAGAUUUUGAUUCGCCAAGUCGGAAUACAAGGUCCAGGACAGGUGCGACCCCUGUAAAGGCAGUAGGUGACAGUCCUGAAAGGAGUGCCCCGAGGGUAACACCUCGUGCCAAGGCAAGGAGGCGCUUGAAUGAUGAGCUGUUGAAGGGUGAUGCAAUGAAAAGUCCUGUCAAGGAUCUUUCUGCUGUUCCGAGUUCGCUAUCUGAGACGCCAUGUAAGAAACAGGUGGAAGAAAUAUCCAGUGGAGACAGACAAUCCCCAAGGCUUUUGAUAAAGGGUGGAUCAGGAGGCAAAGAGGGAGACAGAAGAGGAGAUUCUUCAGCAUUUCAUGACGAAGGUAUGAAGACAGCUACCAGACACAGUCCCAGAAAAGCCUUCAGAAAGAUUCCCUUUGGUAGCACUCAGGAUACUAGUCGGUUGAAAGACAUAAUCAAUCCUGACCCAAUAGGAAGAGGAGCCGAACUGCUUGUUGGUGCAACGGGAAAAGAAUCGAGCAGCCAAUAUUCUGCAAAUGAAUCAGCUUUUCAAGUACAACUCGAUAAGAUUGAGAAAAAUGACGCACAAGGAAUCAAUGUUUCUGGAAUUCAUGAUGGAGAGCCAUCGCAGGUUACUUGGUUUGACAAGCUUAAAGAAUGCUCUGGAGACAAGGAACAGGAGAUGGAUCAGGGCAAUGUGAUUGAAGAUAAAGUGAGAAGCACUCCUUGCAAAGAGGAUCUUGGCACACCUCCAAUCAAACGAAGACGUUCCAGAAGGGACACAUGUACUCCUCCCUAUGUUCCUGUGUCUAAGUGUGCCACACCAGAGAUUAUUAACAGUUGGCCUCGAAAAAAGGUCAGGUACAACACUCCAUCUCCUUGCACCAGCAAAGUACUGAGCUCUUGUGAAAUCUCACCAAUCACCAAAGUGGAGGAUAUCGUUUCAAAUUUGACUUCACCUCGUACAAGACGAAGAACACCUCAGUCCUCCUCCAAACAGAGUGGAAGUGGAUCUGGGAGGAAACGCAAGAGGCAGUCACCAGGUGUCACCUUGAGCGAGAAGAAACAACGCCUGUCUUCUGGACGUUCCAAGAACUCUCCAAGAGCAAAAGGAUCCCUACUGAGCAUGCUAACCCCAAAACAUAAUCUAGAACAGUGCUGUGUGUCACCUGUGUUUGGCAAAGCAUUAACCAGAACUACAUCAAGCCCCCAGAAGUUGUCAAAGCCUUCAGGAAGCAAGGGCAGCAUGAGCAGUGGGGAAUCUUUGGAUGAUCUAGAUAGGAGCUUUUCUCCCAUAUUUGGUAAGAGUCUAGUCACCAGCCCAAAUGUUCCCUUAAAGACAAAUGAAAAGGAUACUAAUCAGCAGAGAUUGCCCAUGUCAUUUAUUGAUAAAGGAUUAGACUCGGAUGCAGACACUGAUUCUGAGAUUGACUUCCCCAAGCUGAAGUCCAGUCAAGGCUCUGUAGGUAAUUUAUCUGACUCGGAGAUGGCUUCGAUGGUUGACAGAGCAGCGGAAUUAACCAAUGAGAAUGAGGAAGCAGACAGAUUAUCAAAGAGACACUUGCAGAAAAGUAUGCAUGAAAACAAGGACAUUGGUGAUUCCAGUCAUAAGAAGCUUCGGAAGAGGAAUUUAUCUCAGAUGUCUCCUGAUCAAAAGCCACUAGAGAAACGGCACUCUUCUUCAAGUCAUGAUAAGAUCAUAGAUGAGAGAGAGUUUUCUGAUGAUAAGUUGCUUGAAAGCAGUAAUGUUGGGAAGGCUAUUAGAAAACGGAGGUCAUCAGAAAAGCAAGAACCUGCUAGCAAGCUAAAACAAAAUAUCACGAGUGAAGAAACAGAAGUGAAAGACCCCAAACCUGCAUUGCAAAGUUCAGCUGAAAGAGUUCCUGAUGUCAAACUUCUUGAAGACUUGGAAAAUACCAGACCCAAGGCACCUCCUAAGAAGAAGAAAAGGGUAACCUUACAGACAAGGAUUUCUUCUUCUUUGGGUCGGCGUCAAUCAACACCAUCUAGGCUCAGUAUGACCUUGAAGAGACCAAGUGCAGGAGCGAACUGGACAGUGACCAAUUCCCCUGAAUUGGCUUCUCGUAUGGGAGCUUCAGAGGAUUUCUCACUCACAGCAAGUAGCCUGUCCUCUGCCGAUGAUGAUGUCUUCGAGCAGAGCAGCAUGGUAGCGGGUCCAUCACCACCUGAUGUCUCUUCCACCCCUCCUACACAGUCGGGCAAAUCCAGCUUCGUGACCACACCCCUCUCUACUACAGGACUGUACUCUCUCAUGAACUCGCCUCUUUUGGCUUCUGGGAAUCGAAGGUCUACCACAGGAACACCCAAGAGAAUCAGGACCAGUCGUACUUCCAGGCGGAACUUGCCUCUUCAGUGAUGAUGACCCAUGAACUCAGUCGGGCAAAUCCAGCUUCGUGACCACACCCCUCUCUACUACAGGUCUGUACUCUCUCAUGAACUUGCCUCUUUUGGCUUCUGGGAAUCGAAGGUCUUCCACAGGAACACCCAAGAGAGGCAGGACCAGUCGUACUUCCAGGCGGCACUUGCCUCUUCAGUGAUGAUGACCCAUGAACUCAGUCGGGCAAACCCAGCUUCGUGACCACACCCCUCUCUACUACAGGACUGUACUCUCUCAUGAACUCGCCUCUUUUGGCUUCUGGGAAUCGAAGGUCUACCACAGGAACACCCAAGAGAGGCAGGACCAGUCGUUUUUCCAGGCGGCACUUGCCUCUUCAGUAAUGAUGACCCAUGAACUCUUCCCUGGUCGCAGGUUCUGGGAAUCAAAGGUCUGCCACAGGUUCCCAAAGAGAGGCAGGACCAGUUGUACUUCCAGACAGAGCUUGCCCCGACAGUGACCAAUGACUCUCCAAUCAUAGAUCUUCCGUAGGCACAGCCUACAGACAAGUCAUACUUCUUGACAGAACCUACCCGUUCUGUGAUUACUGAUUCACUUCCUACACAUAUCAUCCAUGAAUCGCAAAUCUGCAAUGGCUACACCCUCAAGAGGUAGGGCCAGUUGCACUUCCAGAUGGAACUUGCCUUUUAUGUGAUAAAAUCUGUAAUCUCUCACAGAUCUUUACACAAGCACAACCGAGACAGAUACUCCUAGAUACAUACUUCUAGAUAGAACUUACCCCUGUGACUACUUACAUGCAUGCUUGGAUCAUCUCGGAAUCACUAGUCUUCCAUGGGUACACCCUGAGAGAGCCCAGACCAGUUGUAUUUCCGACUAAACUUUUCUGUUCAGUGAUGAACCAUAAACUAUCCCCUCUGGAGCAUGUCAUCAGCAUUUCUCAUCUGACAUGUCAUAUCUGACAACUUUCCUUGAUUUUUAUUGGCUGAGAAGUACUCUUUCUGUGGAAACUGUCUAACGUAACACAUUCCUUCCAUACACAUACAAUGUAUCUAUCAAGUUCUACUAUCAACUGACUUUUAGUUGCCAAUUUGUUGGUUGAUUCAAAAAGUUGAAUAUCUAAUUUUGACAUGUGUAUCAUCUAAAUUUUACAAUGUGCAUUAAUGUCAAUGAAUAUUUCUGACUUUGAAGAACUUUUGUAAACAGCUAAUUAGACCGAUUCAUGCAUGUCACUUGUCGGUUUGUGUUUAUUGCAACCUAAAAUUCAUGAUUCUUUAUCCAAGAGAGUCCGUACGUUUUCAGACUACAAACUUUUAUUUUGUGGGCAAAAUAGCAAAGUGAUCAUUCAUUCAAAGUCAUAUUGUUAUUUGCUUUAUUAUGUAUUUUAUAUGUUACCAAAUAAUACAGAAUUUGCAUUUUAGGAAAACAUUAAAAAGAGCUAUGCAGAAACAUGUGAAUGAUCAAUGAGCUUGAGAAUGCCCAGUUCAAUUCUUUCCUUGAAAAUGUUGAGCACGAAUAUCCAGUUGCCUAAUCGAAAGGGUAAUUUUUUUCCAAUUUCAAUUUAUAUUUAUUUAUUCAAAGAUUUUAAACACAGAGUAUUUAAACACUACACAAAACAAUUGCAUUGAAACGGACACAGAAUGACAUGACAAAUCAAAAACUUAAAAAUGAACUGAUGAAAAGAAUAUCUACUAUAGAUUGUAAAUCUUGUAAAAAGCAUACAACUAAUGCAAAUUUAAAUGGGACUGAAAAGAGCACCAAAAAAAAAACACCUAAAAAUAUUAGUUCAUGAAACUAAAAAAGUAUAGGUAAGGAUUAAUUAGCUAUUCAAAUUAGUAACAAAGCUUCACCAUAUUUGCCUUUUUACUUGUGUGUCUCCCUGAGUCAAACUGAUUACAUGUUCAGUUGAGGCCAGAAGUUUACAUACACGCAGGAAAUUCAAAGAAAAGGUGACACUUGCCAAACUUACCAAAUUUGCCAGAUUUACAGUAUCUUAUGAAAUAUUUGUGCUAUCAUGACGAAUUUGAUAUCAAACAAAUGAGUAUGUCAUGCCCCUUCAUCACAUUGCUGUGUCAUCAGAAGCUGAAAAAUAUUUAGGUGUCAUUUUUUCACCUAAAAUCUAAAUAUUCUAGACAAAUUUGAAAUAAAAACUUGACAAAAACAUUUCAUAUUUGUGCUAGUUACUUCUCAACACAAACAUUUAAUAUAAGUCAUAGAUUUGACAUUAACAUAUUUCUAUGAAACGAUGUUUGCAAAUAUAAUAAACAAUAAUAUUUUUUUCUUCAAAGAAAAUUCCACCUGAAAGCAGCAUCCAAAUCAUGUCAAAGAGCUUAGCGCGCUCUUUCAUUGAAACUAAAUUAGUCACAAUGGUAUUUAUAUUUCUGAAGAUGUAGUAAAUUUUACAAUGUUUGGCAAGCGAAUAUAUUUCACUGAAUUCCAUGGGUGUAUGUCAACUUUUGGCCUUAACUGUAUGUAGUGUGUACAAUUGUAAGUUUGCCUUCUUGUAAUGCAUAUUGUGUUUGUAUAUUAAGCAUGUGGUAUUGUUUUUAGGUAUAGUCCAGUAGAUUAGAGGAAAUGAUAUCAGCAAAUUAUUUGAAAAGGUAUGUACAGUAUUUUACACCUUUGAAUGAAUGAUAAAGAUAAACAAUAAAAACUGAUACAUUAUA